CUACCACCCUGGAGUGCAUGAUCGACUGCCAAUACGACGUUAGAGCGGCCGCUACGUAGUACCUUGACAGAUGACGAGAUCCUCUCGGCAUAUUUAAGAAGGACGGCCAUGUAUCUGGAUACUUUAGGUGCUUCAACAUCACAUGCGAGUCGUGAAGAUCGGGGCGAGAGAACCCCUGGCCCACUCGUCCCCCAUGUAGGCUUGCAAUCGCCACGGAAGAGGCUCCGCAAAUAGCAGCAUCGCCAUCAAAUGGUCGAGAGGUUUUGGGACGGGCAGCAUGACCCCCACCUAUCUUGAAGCCCGUUGCUUUAAGGAUCAGAUGGUCUGUUCAUCGCCGGUCUCGACAGCCAUGUCGUUCCUGUCCCUUCAUUCCGACAGACCACCUUCUCUCGAGCCGCUCCCUUUUUCGACAUGGCGAGUCCAGACGCCAGCAACGGCCAGAUCUAUGAAGACUAUGUCCCGCUGAGCCCCAAGUCGCUGGGGCCCUUCAUCACGGGGCUCGUCCUGGUCGGAUGGACGACGGCGUGGAUGGCGGCCCGCCUCUACUGCCGCAUCAAGAUCCUCAAGAUCCGGCUCAUGUUUGAAGACUGGCUGCAGCUCUUCGCGCUGCUUUGCUUCUAUGGCGAUGUCGCGGCGUACGCGAUCCGUGCUAUUGUUGGGGCAGCCAACUACCCGAACGAGGUUCUCCAAUGGUAUCACCUCGAGCGGCGGGAUCAGGCCACAAUCGCCUUGAUGAUCAUGUACACCAUGGCAGUGGCCGCAGUCAAGCUGAGCAUCAUCUGGACAAUGUCGCGGAUCUUCUCCCAGAAUAGGGUCUUCCGCUACAUCGCCUACGCGACCAUGGUCUUCUCCGGGGUGCUCAUGCUCGCGCUUCUCCUGCUCAACGUGCUCUGGUGCGCCCCGGACAUCAAGAUCCUGUGGUCCUGCGACCUCACCGCCAUCCAGACGCACUGCGCGGGCCCGGAGGCCGCGCUCAGGGCCGAGAUUGCCAUGUCGACGCUCAACCUCCUCAAUGAGAUUGUCAUCUUCUUGUUGCCCGUGCCGAUGGUGUGGCGGCUGAGGAUAGGGUGGAGGUACAAGGCCGGAGUGUUUUGCAUCUUUGCCAUUGGUAUUCUGACCCUCAUCUGCGCCUUUCUCCGCCUCGUGUUCCGCGUUUGGGACGACUGGCCCACCAACGACAACAACAUCAGCUCGUUCUACGCCAGUCUGCUCCUGCUGGAGCCGGGGCUCGGGCUCAUCGCCGUGUCGAGCAUGGGCAUGAAGCCCAUCUUUGAGGUCGUCCUGUCGCCGCUGCUCGGCACCUCGAGCAGCAAGGCCGCCUCGAGCGGCAACAAGCCCAAUAGUGCCCUCGAGUGCCCACCACGGAAACAGAGUGCGGCAAGCAUCGUCAGUGAUGUCUCGUUUGGCACUCAAAGCGGAGACGCAAUCAUAGAAGACAGGAGGCCAUCAGCAUCUUACACCUUGUCACCAUCCGCGUCACGCCAAGUCUCGACCAGCGAGAUGUCCACCGGCAGCGCCAGCAGCAACAGCAACAACAGUCGUAGCAGAAGGUCCGCGCACCUGGCCAAGCACUCGACCGCGUCCGCGGAUUUCGAUGCCUUCCUUCACGGCCACAGAGGCAGCGGCGGCACGGAAGUCGCCGCGAUGCGGCUGUCUUCGUGGGCGUCGUCGGCAUCUUCAUCGUCUUCUUCCUUAGAGCUGCCACUCUCAUCCUCGUCUGAGGAAGCGCUGCCAAUAGCUAACAUUGGUGCCUCGCCGCCAUCGUCUGCUAUGCCGGAGCCUCAUCAGAGAACUCCUGACACAGCUCAGUCUGCUGGCGAAGACGGCUGUCGUGACGUGAGCCCCACGGAAGAGCAUGCUGAGGCAGAGACACAGAUCGAGAUACUAUCCAGCACAUCGCCAUCGCUGGUUAGAUCAUGAGAACCCACGAGAAUUGCAGAAAGCUAGAAUAAUGAGCAGCCAUGCGAAGGGGCCUUCUCUUUUUUUCUUUUCUGGGUCUUGUGGCUUUGUAGAUACCGUAACCUAUUCUUUUAUCCUUAGUCUGAUAGGUACCUUGAAUUUGAGAGAUUCGAAGGCUCCGUGAAA
Molecule: messenger RNA, 2085 nt
Organism: Microdochium trichocladiopsis
Lineage: Eukaryota; Fungi; Ascomycota; Sordariomycetes; Xylariales; Microdochiaceae
Exons: 4
Coding region: 412-1920 (502 amino acids)
Source: RefSeq, a predicted model, not a curated record